AAGUUAUUUUCACUGGUUUUUCAGCCAUAGAAGACCUAAACGGUGGAGUGUGCAAGUGAAGAGGUGUGCGAACGUUGAAUGUUUAGGCGAGGGAGAGGAAGAGGAAGAGGAGAGAUCAGCUGAAUUGCGCUUGCAAGCCAUGAGGAAGCGGGAUUUGGCAAUUCUUAUGCUCUCCGCUUUCGCUAUUUUCUUCACUCUUCAGCAAGAUGGCGGUAUUUCGUUCAAAGAGGCGUGGAUGCACCUAACCGAUGACUAUCCAAUCAAAUACGAAGCCGAACGUCUUCCGCCGCCUCUCGUCGCCGAUCUCAACGGAGACGGUAAAAAGGAAGUUCUUGUAGCUACUAACGACGCCAAAAUUCAGGUUUUGGAGCCCCAUAGUAGACGUGUCGAUGAAGGAUUCAGUGAGGCGCGAGUGUUGGCCGAGGUGUCUCUGUUGCCCGACAAAGUACGUGUCAUGUCUGGGAGACGGCCUGUUGCUAUGGCCACCGGCACUAUUGACCGGUAUAAAAUUGGACAGCCGCAGAAACAGGUUUUGGUUGUAGUAACGUCAGGUUGGUCUGUAAUGUGUUUUGAUUCCAACCUCCAAAAGUUGUGGGAAAAUAAUUUACAGGAAGAUUUUCCUCAUAAUGCUCACCAUAGGGAAGUUGCUAUCUCUAUAAGCAAUUACACUCUAAAGCAUGGAGAUACAGGAUUGAUAAUUGUUGGUGGCAGGAUGGAAACGCAGCCACAUAUUUUCAUGGAUCCUUUUGAAGACAUAGGAGCAAGAUUUGCUGAGCAAAAACGAAGAAGUACUACUGAAAAGGAGGCUUCUGAAAACUCUGGAACUGUGGAUUUACGCCAUUUUGCAUUUUAUGCAUUUGCUGGUCGAUCUGGUGCUGUAAAAUGGAGCAGAAAAAAUGAGAACAUUGAAGUGCAUUCUUCAGAUGCUUCACAAUUACUUCCACAGCAUAACUACAAGCUUGAUGUUCAUGCUCUGAAUGCCCGUCAACCUGGAGAGUUUGAAUGCAGGGAAUUCAGAGAAUCAAUCUUGGGAGUCAUGCCUCAUCGCUGGGCUAGGAGAGAAGAUACUUUGUUGAAGCUUGCCCACUUCAGACGGCACAAGAGAAAAUCAUUGAAGAAAACUCCUGGAAAGUCGAUGAGUUAUCCUUUUCACAAGCCUGAGGAAAACCAUCCUCCAGGGAAGGACACAACCAAAAAAAUUUCAAACAUAAUUGGAAAGGCAGCAAAUUAUGCUGGUUCAGCAAAAUCUAAGAAGCACCUUCCCUAUGUUCCCACCAUAACCAACUACACUCAGGUUUGGUGGGUUCCUAAUGUUGUUGUGGCUCAUCAGAAGGAGGGAAUAGAAGCACUUCAUCUAGCAUCUGGCCGAACAAUAUGCAAGCUUCAUCUUCAGGAAGGUGGCCUGCAUGCUGAUAUUAAUGGUGAUGGAGUACUAGAUCAUGUGCAGGCUGUUGGAGGAAAUGGUGCCGAGCAGACUGUAGCCAGUGGGUCUAUGGAAGUGCUACGUCCUUGUUGGGCUGUAGCAACAUCUGGUGUACCAGUACGGGAACAACUCUUUAACGUAUCCAUUUGUCAUUAUACCCAUUUUAACUUAUUCCAACAUGGAGAACUUUAUAGAAGCUACGGUCAAGGUUCAGAUAGUGCCUCUUUAGAGGUAGCAACACCUAUUCUAAUUCCUCGAAGUGACGGUCAUAGGCAUCGGAAGGGAAGCCAUGGUGAUGUUAUCUUCUUGACAAAUCGUGGAGAGAUUACAUCAUACUCCCCUGGCUUGCAUGGUCAUGAUGCUAUUUGGCAGUGGCAACAAUCAACUGGUGUUACAUGGUCAAAUCUACCUUCCCCAUCAGGAAUGAUGGAAGGUGGUCUGGUGGUUCCCACACUAAAGCCUCUUCCCUUGCGGUUGCAUGAUAAUCAGGAAAUGAUCCUUGCAGCUGGGGAACAGGAAGCCGUGAUAAUGUCACCAGGAGGAAGUAUAUUGGCUACAAUUGAAUUACCUGGCCCACCAACACACGUUUUGAUCUGUGAGGACUUUUCAAAUGAUGGGCUCACUGACCUUAUUCUUGUCACCUCUAAUGGACUGUACGGCUUUGUUCAGACCAGGCAACCGGGUGCUCUCUUCUUCAGCAUGCUAGUUGGUUGUCUCAUAGUCGUGAUGGGGGUUAUAUUUGUCACCCAGCACUUGAAUUCCACAAAGGGGAAGCCUCGUCCCUCAUCGGUUCCUCGGUGAAGAGCUGGAACUGAAAUUUAAUACCAACCGAACUUGAGGCUAAAAGAACAGUGAAGUGUGCGCAACCAGUCAAGAGAAGAGCAUUCAAAACGCGUAGAGCUUGAGUAAAUCUCUAUAACAGGUGCUGAACGGUUCUAGACUGUUGAUUGUAAAAUUUGGACAGAAUGUAGGAAAUUUGAUGUUAUAAUAUUAUAAGGAAACUUAUACUGUCUGCUUCAUGGAAUUUUGACCUGUCAUUGAGGAAGCUAUACUGUACACAGUGGUUACUUGUUCAGAGUUAGUUGAUGCACUAGAGAAUUUCACCA
Molecule: messenger RNA, 2529 nt
Organism: Vigna angularis (adzuki bean)
Lineage: Eukaryota; Viridiplantae; Streptophyta; Magnoliopsida; Fabales; Fabaceae
Exons: 13
Coding region: 140-2224 (694 amino acids)
Source: RefSeq, a predicted model, not a curated record